GCUGGGAUGGGAAACAGGAAGUGGCCGUCACUGACACAGGAAUGGGACCGACAACAGAAAACACCAUCAUGAUGUGGGGAAUGUCACAUCCACUCGUGUAGCAGGAGACUACAUCCUCCUUUCCAGUUAGGAAAAAGGAUGAAUUGUUGUGCCCGUGCUGUAAUUGAGGCAUCACGAAGGGCAUCGGCGUGUUGCUAAAUGGAGUCGGAGCAGCUGUACCACAGAGGCUACUGCAGGAACAGCUACAACAGCAUCGCCAGCGCCAGCAGCGACGAGGAGCUGCUGGAUGGAGCCGGCGUCAUCAUGGACUUCCACACCACUGAGGACGACAACCUGCUGGACGGAGACGCUGCCUCCCCAGGGUCUAACUACGCCAUGUCUAACGGGGGCGGGGCCGCCAGCAGCACCACUCACCUGUUGGACUUCCUAGAGGAGCCCAUCCCUGGUGUGGGGACCUACGACGACUUCCACACCAUCGACUGGGUGCGUGAGAAGUGCAAGGACCGCGAGAGGCACAGGAAGAUUAACAGUAAGAAAAAGGAAUCAGCAUGGGAGUUCACAAAGAGCUUGUACGAUGCCUGGUCUGGGUGGCUGGUGGUGACGCUCACCGGCCUGGCCUCAGGUGCUUUGGCUGGCUUGAUUGACAUUGCUGCUGAUUGGAUGAACGACCUGAAGGAGGGCGUGUGUCUGAGCGCCAUGUGGUUCAACCACGAGCAGUGCUGCUGGACGUCCAAUGAGACCACCUUCGCUGAGCGGGACAAGUGUCCUCAGUGGAAGAGCUGGGCUGAGCUAAUACUAGGGCAGGCCGAGGGUCCCGGCUCUUACAUCAUGAACUACUUCAUGUACAUCUACUGGGCUCUUUCCUUCGCCUUCCUGGCUGUCUGUCUGGUGAAGGUGUUUGCUCCCUACGCCUGCGGCUCGGGGAUCCCUGAGAUCAAGACCAUCCUGAGUGGGUUUAUCAUCCGGGGCUACCUGGGCAAGUGGACCCUGAUGAUCAAGACCAUUACUCUAGUGCUGGCUGUGGCGUCCGGCCUCAGCCUGGGGAAAGAGGGCCCCCUGGUCCACGUGGCCUGCUGCUGUGGGAACAUCUUCUCCUACCUCUUUCCCAAGUACAGCAAGAACGAGGCCAAGAAACGAGAGGUUCUCUCUGCUGCGUCUGCGGCUGGGGUGUCCGUGGCUUUUGGAGCCCCGAUAGGAGGAGUUCUCUUCAGCUUGGAGGAGGUAAGCUACUACUUCCCCCUUAAGACGCUGUGGCGCUCCUUCUUCGCCGCCCUGGUGGCGGCCUUCGUGCUGCGAUCCAUCAACCCCUUCGGUAACAGUCGUCUGGUGCUGUUCUACGUGGAGUACCACACACCGUGGUACCUGUUUGAGCUCAUCCCUUUCAUCCUCCUGGGAGUUUUUGGAGGCCUCUGGGGAGCCUUCUUCAUCCGAGCCAACAUUGCCUGGUGCCGGCGGCGCAAGUCAACGCGCUUCGGAAAGUACCCAGUGUUGGAGGUGAUCCUUGUGGCCGCCAUCACAGCUGUCGUGGCGUUCCCGAACCCAUACACCCGUCAGAACACCAGUGAGUUGAUAAAGGAGUUGUUCACCGACUGUGGCCCACUGGAGUCCUCGCAGCUCUGCCAGUACCGCAGCCAGAUGAACGGCAGUAAGGCCUUCACCGACAACCCCAACCGGCCGGCGGGGCCCGGCGUCUAUGCUGCCAUGUGGCAACUCUGCCUGGCGCUCAUCUUUAAGAUAAUCAUGACCAUAUUCACAUUUGGACUCAAGGUACCAUCGGGCUUGUUCAUCCCCAGCAUGGCCAUCGGGGCGAUCGCAGGGCGAAUCGUUGGUAUUGCAGUGGAGCAGCUGGCCUAUUAUCACCAUGACUGGUUCCUGUUCAAAGAGUGGUGCGAGGUUGGAGCCGACUGCAUCACUCCAGGGCUCUAUGCCAUGGUGGGGGCUGCGGCAUGUCUGGGUGGCGUGACCCGUAUGACCGUCUCCCUGGUUGUCAUUGUCUUUGAGCUGACAGGCGGGUUGGAGUACAUCGUCCCCCUCAUGGCCGCUGUCAUGACCAGCAAAUGGGUGGGGGACGCGUUCGGCCGCGAGGGGAUCUACGAGGCCCACAUCCGUCUGAACGGAUACCCCUUUCUGGACGCCAAGGAGGAAUUCACACACACCACGCUGGCCAGGGAGGUGAUGAGGCCACGACGCAGCGACCCGCCGUUAGCAGUGCUGACGCAGGACGACCUGACGGUGGAGGAGCUGCAGGGCAUCAUCAACGAAACCAGUUAUAAUGGUUUCCCUGUGAUAGUGUCCAAGGAGUCCCAGAGGCUGGUGGGCUUUGCUCUGCGAAGGGACAUCACUAUCGCUAUAGAAAAUGCCCGUCGUAAGCAGGAGGGCAUCAUGUUAAACUCCAGGGUCUACUUCACUCAGCACGCACCCACCCUGCCGGCUGACAGCCCUCGGCCCCUCAAGCUGCGCUCCAUCCUGGACAUGAGCCCCUUCACCGUCACCGACCACACGCCCAUGGAGAUCGUGGUGGACAUCUUCAGAAAGCUGGGGCUGCGCCAGUGCCUGGUCACCCACAACGGGAUUGUGUUGGGCAUCAUCACAAAGAAGAAUAUAUUAGAGCAUCUGGAAGAGCUCAAGCAACACAUGGAGCCCCUGGCGGCUUCUUGGUAUUAUCACAAAAAAAGAUAUCCUUCGUCACAUGGCUCAAAUGGCAAACCAAGAUCCCGAGUCCAUCAUGUUCAACUGAUCCGCUCCUUCCAGGACGGCCGGGUGGGAGGGGGAGACGACAGCGAGGAGGAGGAGGAGGAAGUGCGCCUCCUGGACGGCUCCAAUCUCUGACAUUCGGAUCACGUUUUCUCUUC
Messenger RNA from Xiphias gladius (swordfish), 2852 nucleotides. It is a transcript of the gene clcn3, whose product is annotated as chloride channel 3. Bases 199 to 2829 code for a protein of 876 amino acids. Gene Ontology annotation, biological process: chloride transport; transmembrane transport. The record is from RefSeq and is a predicted model, not a curated record. Gene Ontology annotation, cellular component: membrane; synaptic vesicle; Golgi apparatus. Lineage: Eukaryota; Metazoa; Chordata; Actinopteri; Istiophoriformes; Xiphiidae. Gene Ontology annotation, molecular function: voltage-gated chloride channel activity. The transcript has 15 exons.